Messenger RNA from Pistacia vera, 742 nucleotides. Its product is annotated as transcription initiation factor TFIID subunit 13-like. Gene Ontology annotation, molecular function: protein heterodimerization activity. The transcript is spliced from 6 exons. The coding region runs from base 149 to 538 and encodes 129 amino acids. Gene Ontology annotation, biological process: transcription by RNA polymerase II. The record is from RefSeq and is a predicted model, not a curated record. NCBI's taxonomy places the organism in Eukaryota, Viridiplantae, Streptophyta, Magnoliopsida, Sapindales, Anacardiaceae.
CGGGGCGUUGCAUGAAUAGAGAAGAGAAUUGGGUAUAAAUAUCCAGAUGCUUCUAGUCUUUACUGAAUCUCUCUUUAAACUUCUUCAAUCGAUUGUUUCGGAGCUCGGCCCUCUACGGUAGUGAAGGGAGAGACAUUGUGCAUACAAAAUGAGCAACUCUUCUGCUGGGCAAUCAUCAAAAUCAAAAGCAGGAUCCUCGCAGCCUAAUGAAACAACUUCGUUUAAGCGCAAGCGAGGAGUCUUUCAAAAAGAUUUGCAGCACAUGGUGUAUGGUUUUGGCGAUGAUCCUAAUCCGCUUCCAGAAACUGUGGCACUUGUGGAGGACAUAGUUGUGGAAUAUGUCACAGAUUUGGCACAUAAAGCACAGGAUAUUGGAUCAAAGAGGGGAAAGUUAUCAGUUGAGGAUUUUCUGUAUUUAAUCAGAAAGGAUUUGCCGAAACUUAACCGCUGUACAGAACUGCUGUCAAUGCAAGAGGAGCUAAAACAAGCAAGAAAAGCAUUUGAGGUUGAUGAAGAAAAGCUGGCAUCAAUAGAGUGAUUGAUUUGUGACACCUAAAGAUGUUUUGAAGACGAGGAUAGUUGUGCCAUCAGCCAUGCAGAUUCUUUUCCUUUUAGAAACUAUUGUUUUGUUUGUAUGUAAAGUGGAAAGGGGUGCUCCUACCAAGUUAGUAUGCUAAGGUUUAAUAAAUACUUGAGCAGUGAGGUAAUCUAGUAAAUACUUGAGCCGUGAGGUUCUUUUACU